CGCUCAAGUAACGAAGAACGAUGGGCAAAUGUAAGGCGGCGUAAAUUACAUGCAAUCCAUCUUGGCUGGAUAAUGAAGUAUUUGUCGAAAAAUUGGAAUUUUGACACAAAUCAGCAAGCGCCAUCCUCAUUGGGAAUGUAUUCGGUACUUGCAACACGAGGAGUGCAAUAUUUGAUGAACGAUUUGCUGACCAACUUCCGAAACAGAGGGCUAGUGGAUCGGUUGAUGAAAUUGCCUGAAACAGGGCGCGAAAAUGUACUGGUGCGUUUCAUAACACUCUAUCUGAAAGCCGCUUACACUGGUAUCAUCACACAAUCAUCGCGAGAAAACGAUGUACAGCCGGCAACAGCAGAUGCUCAACAGCGAAUUCAAGAAGUUACUGCGCAGCCAAUUGUUACAGAACAAUCACAAGUUGCACAGCGAUCGCAGCGAAAGAGAUCUGUUGAAACACAGACCACUGGUGGUGCUAUUACGGGAUCUUUGAGCAAGAGAGGACGACGAAGUGACGAUAUUCAGCUGUUUGCGAAUUCAGCGAUAGCCGGGCAAUUCAUCACCACUUUAAAUCUAGGAUGUAAACUCAUUUCAGCAGCCGGGUGGCAAGUAUCGCUGGCAUAUGAUCCAACUAUACCACCGCUAUUUCGAUUGGUUUGUAAAUUAUGUAAUGUGUUCUUGAAAACUUCGCCAAUGUCGACCAGUCAUUUCCGCUUGUGUCCGGACUGUUUCAAAACCUUGAAUCGUGAGAAAAGAAAAUAUGAAUUACUUAACCUGGCUGAAUUUGUUCUACAGUGUGAUAUUGGAGAAAGGAAUUAUACGUGA
Molecule: messenger RNA, 816 nt
Organism: Gongylonema pulchrum
Lineage: Eukaryota; Metazoa; Nematoda; Chromadorea; Rhabditida; Gongylonematidae
Source: the annotation of a GenBank genome assembly